Molecule: messenger RNA, 3903 nt
Organism: Acipenser ruthenus (sterlet)
Lineage: Eukaryota; Metazoa; Chordata; Actinopteri; Acipenseriformes; Acipenseridae
Product: putative PIP5K1A and PSMD4-like protein
Exons: 24
Coding region: 754-3699 (981 amino acids)
Biological process (GO): phosphatidylinositol metabolic process
Molecular function (GO): phosphatidylinositol kinase activity
Source: RefSeq, a predicted model, not a curated record
CAGCAGCCUCGUUCUGUGGGAGUGAAGCAGGCGGGCCGAGGCGUGGAAGGUUUCGGUCCGAUUAUUAUCAGAAUAAACGAGCCAUUAAAACACAACAAAACACAACGAAAAAAAACAACAAAACACACCUUAAACCCGCCAGUCGAAGCACAGUGACAGCAAAGCACAAGGAAUGCUUUAUAACCCCCUCUUGUUUAGUUACUAAGCUUGUUUAGAGUCCCAUAACUGUUUCAACUUGACUAUUAUUAUUUUUUUCUUAACAACGCGUCUGUGUGUGUUUUUUUUGCUUUGUUUUUAAAAGCAAAGGCGGAGAGGAGAUGAAUUAUAAUUUGUAGUUAUUUUUUUUUAAUGUAUUGUUUUUAUUUUCGCUUUUGUAUUUCACUGUGAGUUUCAAAAACAAAACUGGCGGAUUAUCGCGAUUUCUAGUUCUUGUCGGGGAUGGGGAGUCGAUGAGAGCGUCGUUUGUUUUUGUUUUUUUUUUGUUAUUUUAAGUUAAGUUUAAAACAUUUGAAGAAACAAAACAACGUACAGGGGUGUUGGUUGUUCGCUAGAGGAACGAAUUGGAGGACGAGAGUUUCGUUUCUGGAGUAAAAAAAAAAACAGAACUGGUGCAGUCUUUUAAAACACAAAAACAAAGAGGAGUGAGGAGACGGAAGACAGUAGAAGCCCGGUCACAAGGCUCUCUGGGCGGGAUUGAACGAUCAGGAAAAGCCGAGGCGGCGAGGAAGCUGCGAGGCCGCGAGAUAGGCUAAGAUGGCGGCGGCGGCGGCGGCAGCGACGGACUCCAGCAACCCGACAGGAUCUUCUGGGUCUAGGAAAAUGACUGCUACAGAGGGACCGAGCUCCUCCGGACUGCACAGCCAGCUGUCAAUGAAGAGGCUCGGACACAGAGGAGUCGACCCGACCGGGGAAACCACGUACAAGAAGACCACCUCCUCAGCCCUGAAGGGGGCCAUUCAGCUGGGCAUCACUCACACCGUGGGCAGCUUGAGUCAGAAGGCGGAGCGGGACGUGCUCAUGCAGGACUUUGAAGUCGUGGAGACAAUAUUCUUCCCGGGCGAGGGCAGUAACCUGACCCCAGCGCAUCACUACAGCGACUUCCAGUUCAAGACAUACGCACCAAUCGCCUUCCGCUACUUCAGAGAGCUCUUCGGAAUCAGACCGGACGACUACCUGUACUCCCUGUGUAACGAGGCCCUGAUCGAGCUCUCUAACUCGGGAGCCAGCGGCUCCGUCUUCUACGUCUCCAGUGAUGACGAGUUCAUUAUCAAGACGGUGCAGCACAAGGAGGCAGAGUUUCUGCAGAAGCUGCUUCCUGGAUACUACAUGAACCUCAACCAGAACAAGCGGACCCUGCUGCCCAAGUUCUACGGGCUGUACUGCGUCCAGGCCGGGGGGAAGAACAUCCGGAUCGCGGUGAUGAAUAACCUGCUGCCCCGCUCAGUCCGCAUGCACCUCAAGUACGACCUCAAGGGCUCCACCUGCAAGAGGAGAGCCUCGGCCAAGGAGCGCGACAAGAAGCUGCCCACCUUCAAGGACCUGGACUUCCUGCAGGACGUCCCGGACGGGCUCUUCCUGGACUCUGACAUGCACAACGCCCUGUGCAAGACCAUGCAGCGGGACUGCCUGGUGCUGCAGAGCUUCAAGAUCAUGGACUACAGCCUGCUGCUCGGGGUGCACAACCUGGACGCGGCGCGGAGGGAGCGGGAGGCCCAGGCGGCCCGGGGGAGGCUGGAGGGGGGGGUCUCCACCGACCAGCGCAAGCCAGUGGGGCAGAAAGCGCUGUACUCCACCGCCAUGGAGUCCAUCCAGGGGGAGGGGCUGGAGGGACGCACCAUGGAGACGGACGACCAGAUGGGAGGCAUCCCGGCUCGAAACUCCAAGGGGGAGCGACUCCUCAUCUAUAUCGGCAUCAUCGACAUCCUGCAGUCCUACAGGCUUAUUAAGAAGUUGGAGCAUUCGUGGAAGGCACUGGUGCAUGACGGGGACACGGUCUCGGUGCACAGACCCGGGUUCUAUGCAGAACGAUUCCAGAGGUUCAUGUGCAGCUCCGUCUUCAAGAAGAUCCCGUUGAAGCCCUCCCCCUCGAAGAAGAGCCGGAGUGGGGGCAUGGCCGGCACGCGGAGGGCCCCCCCAGGUGCCUCGGGGGCCGCUGGCUCCUCCGUACCCCCCCAGUCGGGUGUCGAGGGCAGGCUGGUGUACCAGCCUCACUUCCAGCAGGUCACUACCGAGGCUGAGGUGGAACCAGGCAUGCACUCUGGCCCCCCGGACCUGCUCCCGAGGACCCUUGUCCUAGACGAAGCUGCCAGCGUCUCCGUGACGACCACGCUGUCCAGCUCCUCCCUGGGGAGCGAGGGGCUGCACUCCCCCACACAGAGGUUUGUCGGGGUGGAGGUGCACAAGCCUGCAAACACAGAACCGGAUCGGAACAGAACCCCCGUCGUCUCCCCCGGCAACGUGGCCCGCAGCUCGCCUGGCGCCCCCUCGAGUCAAGAAGACGCGGUUUCACUGAACGAGAUCCAACCGCAGACCUGCAUCCGCCUGAUGGUGCUGGAAAGUACUAUGGUCUGUGUGGAUAACAGCGAGUACAUGCGCAAUGGAGACUUCCUGCCCACCAGGCUGCAGGCGCAGCAGGACGCUGUGAACAUCGUGUGCCACACGAAAACACGGAGCAACCCCGAGAACAACGUGGGGCUCAUCACCCUCGCCAAUAACUGUGAGGUGCUGACCACUCUGACCCCCGACACAGGGAGAAUCCUCUCCAAGCUUCAUGCCGUGACCCCCAAGGGAAAGAUCACCUUCUGUACCGGUAUUCGAGUGGCCCAUCUGGCUCUGAAACACCGGCAGGGCAAGAAUCACAAGCUGAGGAUCAUCGCGUUUGUGGGGAGUCCGGUGGAGGACAGUGAGAAGGAUCUGGUGAAAAUGGCGAAACGGUUGAAGAAAGAGAAAGUGAACGUGGACAUCAUCAAUUUUGGGGAGGAGGAGCUGAACACAGAGAAGCUCACCUCCUUCAUCAACACCCUGAAUGGGAAGGACGGGACGGGCUCUCACCUGGUCACCGUGCCCCCGGGACCCAGCCUGGCCGACGCCCUCAUCAGCUCCCCCAUCCUGGCCGGGGAGGGGGGUGCCAUGAUGGGGCUGGGGGCCAGCGACUUCGAAUUCGGGGUGGACCCCAGCGCGGACCCCGAGCUCGCUCUGGCUCUGCGUGUUUCCAUGGAGGAGCAGAGGCAGAGGCAGGAGGACGAGGCGCGGAGAGCAGCAGUCACAUCCGCAGCAGAGGCAGGGAUCCCAACACCCACUGGAGACGAGUCGGACGAGGCUCUGCUGCAGAUGGCGGUGAGACAGCCGGAGAGCAGUGGCCCCGGGCUGCCUGACUUCAGCAGCAUGAGUGAGGAGGAGCAGAUCGCCUACGCCAUGCAGAUGUCUCUCCAGGGGGCAGAGUAUGGCCCGGGUGAGUCUGCUGCCAUGGACACCGGAGCUGCGAUGGACACAUCAGAGCCACACAAGGAGGAGGAUGAUUAUGAUGUGAUGCAGGACCCCGAGUUUCUGCAGAGCGUCCUGGAGAACCUGCCGGGGGUGGACCCCAACAACGAGGCCAUCCGCAACGCCAUGGGCUCGCUGGGGACCCCCAAAGAGAGCGGCGCCGGGGGGGCCAAGAAAGAGAAGGAGGAGGAGGAAGAGGAGGACAAGAAGAAAUAAACAGCCCGGCCCGGCCCGGCCCGGCCCGCUGUCCUUCUGGAACUAAUUAUUAAUCAUCCGAAUAUAAACUUUUUUUUUUUUUUUUUUUGAGGACUUUAUUAUUUGUUUAUUGUAUAAAAAAAAAUAAAAAAAUGUUUUAAAAAAAGAAAGAAAAAAAAUACAUAAUACUACAUUAAAAAAACAACAACAUGGCCUCGUUCUGAA